Messenger RNA from Artibeus jamaicensis (Jamaican fruit-eating bat), 2439 nucleotides. RefSeq names its product leucine rich repeat containing 55 (gene LRRC55). Gene Ontology annotation, cellular component: voltage-gated potassium channel complex. Lineage: Eukaryota; Metazoa; Chordata; Mammalia; Chiroptera; Phyllostomidae. The record is from RefSeq and is a predicted model, not a curated record. The transcript is spliced from 2 exons. Gene Ontology annotation, molecular function: voltage-gated potassium channel activity; potassium channel activator activity; transmembrane transporter binding. The coding region runs from base 3 to 959 and encodes 318 amino acids.
CCAUGGACACAGCCCCAGUCCUGAUGGGCUCCCUUCAGCACUGCCCUUGCCAGCUGCCUAAGAUGGGUGACACCUGGUCCCAGCUGCCCCAGCCCGGGCCCCCACACCCAGCCUUGCUGCUGGUCUCCCUCCUCUUGGCAGCUGGGGUGAUGCACUCGGAUGCCGGCACCAGCUGCCCUGUCCUUUGCACAUGCCAUAACCAGGUGGUAGAUUGCAGCAGCCAACGGCUAUUCUCCGUGCCCCCAGACCUGCCCAUGGACAUGCGCAACCUCAGCCUGGCCCACAACCGCAUCACCGCCGUGCCCCCCGGCUAUCUCACGUGCUACAUGGAGCUCCGGGUGCUGGAUUUGCGCAACAACUCCUUGAUCGGGCUGCCCCCGGGCCUCUUCCUCCAUGCCAAGCGCUUGGCACACCUGGAUCUGAGCUACAACAACCUGAGCCACGUGCCAGCGGACAUGUUCCAGGAAGCCCACGGCCUGGUGCACAUCGACCUGAGCCACAACCCAUGGCUGCGCCGGGUGCACCCACAGGCCUUCCAGGGGCUUAUGCAGCUCCGAGACCUGGACCUCAGCUACGGAGGCUUGGCCUUCCUUAGCCUUGAGGCCCUGGAGGGCCUACCGGGGCUGGUGACCCUGCAGAUCGGCGGCAACCCCUGGGUAUGCGGCUGCACCAUGGAGCCUCUACUGAAGUGGCUGCGGAACCGCAUCCAGCGCUGCACAUCAGAUUCUCAGCUGGCGGAAUGCCGGGGUCCCCCUGAAGUUGAGGGUGCCCCACUCUUCUCCCUCACUGAGGAGAGCUUCAAGGCCUGCCACCUGACCCUGACCCUGGAUGAUUACCUCUUCAUUGCGUUUGUGGGCUUUGUGGUCUCCAUUGCAUCUGUGGCCACCAACUUUCUCCUGGGCAUCACAGCCAACUGCUGCCACCGUUGGAGCAAAGCCAGUGAAGAGGAAGAGAUUUGAUAUGGGAUUUCAUAUGAGUACCUGUCAUCCCUCCAUGCUACCAACUACCACUGACAUUGACCACCAGACACCCUCCCCGGCUGCCCACUCUGACCCGAUAGUGCCCUGGCCACCUCUGUUAUGGCUCAAGCAAUGUUGAGAAACUACUUUUGGGCAAGCUUCUACUGUGAGCCAGGCACUGUGCUAGGAACACAGUGUUAGAUAAAUCCACUGUGUCCUUACCCUCAAGGCACUUCCCUUUGAUAGAGAGAGAGAUUCAAAAACUAUUUCUUUUAAGGUCAAUGGUUGGCAUUCUGAGCACAUAGCAAUGGAAGCCCAGAGGAGGAGUCAUCAACUGUGCCUUGAAAAGUCCAGUAGAAGAACAAAAGUGGAGGUGAUUUGUAAGCUGGGUUAUCAAAAACCAUCUGCUUUGCCAAGCUGACCAAGAAGGUUGGACAUGCAUGAAUGACUGAGGCCAGAAUAUGCAUGAUCUAUUGAGAACUGUGGUGAACAAUCCCUGUAACCUCAGGGUACCAAAGGGGAGUGGCACAGGACCAAAACUUUUUCUCUGACACUCAAUCUGCCAAUGCUUGGGGCUGCCCACCAUUGUUUCAGCAGGGUGAGAAUGCCCCCAUGCCAGCCCCUUUGGCCACCUCCUAUCAACAGCUAGCAGGUGAGACCACCUCCCAGUGACUGCCCCCCACACUAGAUCACCAGCAGUAAACAGCUGGAGAGGUCCCAGGUAGCAAGCUGGGGACGGACACCUUCAGUGACCUUUCUCCCACCCCUGUAUUCUGCCUCUCACUCCAGCUUUAGCCUCAGAUAAAGCAAGAGGCCCAGGAGUGGGGGCAACAAGAGUCCUGGCACUCUGGGACUCUUAAUCUUGUGACUGUUCUUGCCAUGGUGUUCGUGCCAAGGAAUGUCUCCAGGAAAGUGAACUCAGGCUGCAUCCCUGUAGCAUGACAGUAUAGUACCAAAGGAAGAGAAGGCCACCGCUGUUAUGAUAAUAGGAGAAUUUGCUCUUUCUUCUAAGCAACUCACCCACUUUACACAUAAGGGUGAGAGAGCUAUUAAUUACCAAGCUCUUGACAGUGUCGGGCACUGUGAUAAACUCUCUCCACAGACAAUUUUAUUUAAUGCACAUAAGAGCCUUUUGAGGUAAGCAUUAUGGUUCCCAUUUUACAGAUGGGCAAGUGAGGUCCAUGAUGGGCAAGUAGGGCCCAGAUAGGCCAAGAUCAUGUGAUGCUUAUGAGCAAAACAAGUCUGUACUUUAUCAACUACUCCAUUCAAGUAAGGGAACAUCACAGUUCCCUCCAAAGUUACAUGAAUUCAAAGUCAAGUAGUGCCUAUGAAGCUCCUAAUAAGAGCCAGGCACUCUUUUUGGCACUUUCACAGCUAUUGACUCAUUUAUUUCAGUUCUCAAAGCAACACUGCUUGGUGGUUUUAUUAUUCUCAUUUUACUGAUGAAGUUGUAGAGAGCUGAGUGUCUUAUCUAAGGUUA